AUGCCGGCCACCGCCAAGCACGACGGCUCUGGCAAGGCUGUCCCCGUGGACAUGCCCAAGCAGCCCUUGACCAUCAACGACCCCGAGUCGCCCGACUUUGUCCCCUCGGACAACUAUGUCACCAGGACGGUCGAGAACACCAAGUGGCUCCCGCCCAUUACCCCCAAGACUCUGUUCUGGAACAUCCAGUGGAUCUCCUUCCUAGCUCUCACCAUCCCUCCUUCCAUGUGGAUGUGGGCUAUCUGGAACGUCCCUGCUCAGCGGGCUACAAUCAUCUGGGCCGUCAUCUGGUACUUUAUGACUGGUCUUGGCAUUACCGCCGGUUACCACCGUCUCUACGCUCACCGCUCCUACAACGCCUCUCCCGCUCUCCAGUACAUCCUUCUGUGCUGGGGCGCCGGCGCCGUCCAGGGCUCCGUCAAGUGGUGGUCGCGCGGCCACCGUGCUCACCACCGUUACACCGACACCAAGCUUGACCCUUACUCGGCUCACGAGGGCUUCUUCUGGUCGCACAUUGGCUGGAUGCUCGUCAAGCCCCGUGGCAAGAUCGGUGUCGCCGACAUUUCGGACCUCAGCAAGAACCCUUGCGUCCGCUGGCAGCACAACAACUACCUCACUCUCCUCGUCUCCAUGUCUCUCGGUGUGCCCACCCUUGUCGCCGGUCUCGGCUGGGGUGACUGGAUGGGUGGUCUUUUCUACGCCGGUGCCGCCCGUCUCGUCUUUGUCCACCACUCGACCUUCUGCGUUAACUCGCUUGCCCACUGGCUUGGUGAGACCCCCUUCGACAACAAGCACACCCCCAAGGACCACUUCAUUACCGCGCUUGUCACUGUCGGCGAGGGUUACCACAACUUCCACCACCAGUUCCCCAUGGACUUCCGCAACGCCAUCAAGUGGUACCAGUACGACCCCACCAAGUGGUUCAUCUGGACCAUGUACAAGGUUGGCCUCGCCUCGCACCUCAAGAAGUUCCCCGACAACGAGAUCCGCAAGGGCCAGUACACCAUGAAGCUCCAGCAGCUUGCCGAGUUUGGCGAGGAGAUUGAGUGGCCCAAGCACUCGAACGACCUGCCCGUUAUCUCGUGGGAGGACUUCCAGACCGAGUCCAAGACCCGUGCCCUCGUCGCCAUCCACGGUUUCAUCCACGAUGUCUCGUCCUUCAUCGACGACCACCCCGGUGGCGCCAACCUGGUUAAGCGCACUAUUGGUACCGACGCCACCGUCGCCUUCUUCGGCGGUGUCUACGACCACUCGAACGCUGCCCACAACCUCCUUGCCAUGAUGCGUGUUGGUGUCCUUGACGGUGGCAUGGAGGUCGAGAGCCUCAAGCUCCAGCGCUCUGCCUCCUCCGAGUCGCUCGUCUCGUCGGCCUCGGACGGCGCUUCGUCCGCCUCGUCGGUCUCGGUCCAGUCGCUCUACUCCGAGGUUGAGGCCAUCGAGAACCGUCGCCCGGCCUACCAGCCGGUCGCCCAGGUCUCAAACCCCUGGACCCUCGCUGUCCCCCCCUCGGAGCGUCUCCUUGUCAUCAAGCAGAAGCCCGAGCUCCGCCCUGGUCUCAUGGAGCGCCUUUCGUCCACCGCCGCUUCGCCCUCGCUCACUCGCACCCAGAGCUUCGAGGCUGAGGCUUAA
Messenger RNA from Apiotrichum porosum, 1629 nucleotides. RefSeq lists its product as uncharacterized. Gene Ontology annotation, molecular function: iron ion binding; heme binding; stearoyl-CoA 9-desaturase activity. Lineage: Eukaryota; Fungi; Basidiomycota; Tremellomycetes; Trichosporonales; Trichosporonaceae. Bases 1 to 1629 code for a protein of 542 amino acids. Gene Ontology annotation, biological process: unsaturated fatty acid biosynthetic process. Gene Ontology annotation, cellular component: endoplasmic reticulum membrane. The transcript has 2 exons. The record is from RefSeq and is a predicted model, not a curated record.